AUGAAGGCCAAGCAACGUUCGAAAUCAAUGAAAAUAAUUCUUUAUAUGAAUCUUAUACUUUUACUUCUUAUCAUCAUACAUGUGGCCAGGAAAUCAGAAAAUAACUUUUCUCCACCGUCAACUAUUACGCUACCAACGUUACAUUUGAUUGAUGUCGCAUUCAGAAACCAACUGAUAACUGAACGCUUAGCAAGUUACUCACAAUUCUACAAUAAUUCACUAGGCGUCUGCAAUAUAAAAAAUUCGUUAAAUGCUGAGCAAGAAAAGAUUUUCCCUCAUAUAUCUGAAUUACUGAUAACACUUCGUCAACAGAUUGUAACAUAUCCAAAUCAAUAUUUCAAUGGCCGAGGUAUUAUUCUUACUGUUGGUUCAAGUCAAUUGGAACUGGCAAGAGUCAAUUUGAAAAUGAUUGAGCUAACCCGCACUCGAUUGCCUGUUCAGUUAUGGUAUUCAUCCAGUCAGGUUUCACAGAAAUUUAUGCUUACCUUGCUUGAUAGGGUGCCUAAACUUAACGCAAGUAUAUGUUGUUUUGAUACAGCUCAAUGUAAAACGCGUAAUCAAAUCUGGCAACUUAAUUCUACUAAUGUCUACAAACCUAUCACAGGCACUCUAUGGAAACAUUUUCCUUAUAAACCAGCAGCCAUUAUUAGUUCUACUUUUGAAGAAGUGCUAUUUCUCGAUUCCGAUGCGUAUGUCACACGAGAUCCUGAAGAUCUCUUUCUUUCUGAUCCAAUGUAUCUUAAAUUUGGUGCUCUUUUCUUUCCCGAUUCUUAUUUGAGUCGACAGCAUCCAGUUGUAUGGAAUUUAUUUAAUACAACUUGUGGUGACCAUGAAUAUGAACUAGAUAGUGCAACAAUAUUAGUUCACAAAAAAAUCGUAUGGAAUGGACUUUAUAUGGCAAAAUUAAUGAAUGAUAAUCAUGAAUUAUUCUAUCAACAUGUUACCGAUGGAGACAAAGAUACAUUUCGAUUAGGAUUCCGUUAUAUGAACGUAAAAUAUUAUUUAGUAAUGACACCAUGUGCUACUGGUUCAUUUGAUGGUACUCGUUUUUGUGGUUGGACUCUUUGUAAGACAGAUAGUCUAGCACAACAUAUCUACAUAAAUCAUGUUCAUAUUUUCAAAUAUGAAAAUAUUAAAUAUACAUCAGCUAAUUUAGGUUAUACACGCAUUGGGCUCGGAGAUCCAAAUAACAAUUCGUUUUUCUUUACUCAUUGUCGAUUACCCGGAGCAUCUACAAGUUGUUUUCAUAUUAUUAAACAACCCAAUCCACAUAUUACUAAUAGCAACUGUUAUACAGGUGGAGUUCCAUUAGAAGAUAUUGAAAAUCAUCAAUAUACUCUGAAUGAAUCUCUCUUAUUUGAUAAUUCAAGAAAAAAUAGAGUAUUAUUCAGCAAAACCAAUCACUUGAUCCCUAAUUUUGUUGACAAUUUAUUGAAAUAUAUCGAAUAG
Rotaria socialis is the source of this 1449-nucleotide messenger RNA. The record is from the annotation of a GenBank genome assembly. NCBI's taxonomy places the organism in Eukaryota, Metazoa, Rotifera, Eurotatoria, Philodinida, Philodinidae.